CGUUCCAUAGAAUGACGUAGGUUUUAACGCGAAUAUAACGAAAUAUGUAAUAAAAGCCUAAUUUGUUAAAAAGAUGUGUCGCAAAAUUCCAAGCAGGGCUUGGUUAGCCAUGAUGCUUUUCUGGGGAACCUUCGUAAAUUACAUGUUCAGGUCACACUACCAAAUAAGCCUUCUUGCAAUGAUGGCACCAAGAAACAACGAAACUGUUCAGGAUUAUGGACCUCGCUAUGACUGGUCAUACGAGUGGGAACAACAGUCCAUCAGUGCACUGUUUUAUGGUCUAACGAUCAUUUCCAUACCUGCAGGUUUAUUCGUAACCUUCUUUGGACCUUUCAACGUUUUGGUAUGGUCUUCUGUUAUCAUGGCAGUUUUAUCUGGUUGUGUAGUGGUGAUGGCUUACUACGUUGGACCUGGAGGUGUUUUUGCGAUGAGGUUUUUUGUUGGAGUCAUGGUCGGCCUUCAGUACCCAGCUAUGCAGAACUUGGUGAGCAAUUGGGCUCCUCCACAAGAAAAAGGAAAAUUUAUAGCUUGUAUGAUGGGAAACACCUUCGGUUCCGUCAUAACCAUGCCUUCAGCGAGCAUGGUCAUCGAACAGCUGGGAUGGGAGUGGUCUUUCUACCUGUUAUCACCUGUAGUGGUGGUAUUUGUUAUCGCCAUGUAUCUUUUGGUGGCCGACCAUCCACGAAACUACAGAUGGAUAAGGCAGGAAGAGCUCGAGUUUAUCGAAGCUUCACAUGGCACCUCAGUGAACACACAGAAAAAAAAAAAAAACCCUCCAUAUUGUAAGAUGUUCCUUUCGUGCCCUUUCUACGCCCUGAUAGCUGGUCAGUUUGGCAACCAAUAUAUCCUGUUUUUGGCGUUGACCAUCGUUCCCCAAUACCUGAAGAGGGUCUUAGGCUUCAACCUAAAGGAAUCGGCAGGUAUAGCAGCGCUUCCACAGCUUUCCAGGUUGAUCUCGGGGUUUAUUUUCGGAGCAUUGAACGAUUUUUUGAUACAGAGGGGCGUGCCGAAGAAAUAUUGUCGAAAAGGAUUUACUUUAUUCUCUCACAUACUAACUGGAGCUUCACUAUGUCUAUUCCUUGCGAUUGGAUCUAGUUCCCUUGCUGCUAUAUGUUUGCUGGUGAUGAUGAUGGCUUUCAAUGGUGCAGCAGUGGUUACCGUGCUGAUGAACGCCCAGGAUUUGGCUCCCAAUUGGUCUGGUACGCUGUAUGGAAUCAUGAACUUCUUUGGUGGUUGGGGUGGAUUUGUUGCCCCCAUUCUCGUGGAAAAAUUAACGAGAGAGAACACAAUAGGUCAAUGGGCUAUUGUCUUCACGAUAGGUGGUGCUAUAGGUAUUACAACUGGUAUAAUCUUCAUUUUAUUCGGCUCAACAGAGAUUCAAAGUUGGAACCUUAUAGAGGAGACAACAGAAGAGGGAGGGACUGCAAAGUAAAAAGCCUGCUGUAUCUUAUGAGACUGAAUGAAAUGUAAAUAGGUUUUUAUUUCGAAAACAAUAAAAUGUAC
Molecule: messenger RNA, 1503 nt
Organism: Coccinella septempunctata (seven-spotted ladybird)
Lineage: Eukaryota; Metazoa; Arthropoda; Insecta; Coleoptera; Coccinellidae
Product: sialin-like
Exons: 6
Coding region: 74-1432 (452 amino acids)
Biological process (GO): monoatomic anion transport; transmembrane transport
Cellular component (GO): plasma membrane
Molecular function (GO): transmembrane transporter activity
Source: RefSeq, a predicted model, not a curated record